Messenger RNA from Helianthus annuus (common sunflower), 618 nucleotides. Its product is annotated as cysteine proteinase inhibitor A. The record is from RefSeq and is a predicted model, not a curated record. The transcript is spliced from 3 exons. Gene Ontology annotation, molecular function: cysteine-type endopeptidase inhibitor activity. NCBI's taxonomy places the organism in Eukaryota, Viridiplantae, Streptophyta, Magnoliopsida, Asterales, Asteraceae. The coding region runs from base 127 to 423 and encodes 98 amino acids.
UUUUUAACCAUGGUUUCUUGUAGCCACGUGUAAACAUCUCAUUGGCUCUCAUGAUCCUGUUUGCGACCACCGCUUCUCAUUAAAAACACGGAGGAGUUGUAGGUUUUUCGUACCACAAACAAAAAGAUGUCGGUUGUUGGAGGAAUUAGCGAAUCAAAGGGCGUUGAAAACAGCCUUGAGAUCGACGAACUCGCUCGAUUUGCCGUUGAUGAACACAAUAAGAAGCAGAAUGCCCUGCUGGAAUUUGGGAAGGUAGUGAAUACAAAGGAGCAGGUAGUUGCUGGUAAAAUGUAUUAUAUCACACUUGAAGCAACUGAUGGGGGUGUCAAAAAGACUUAUGAAGCCAAGGUUUGGGUUAAGCCAUGGGAAAACUUCAAAGAAUUGCAGGAGUUCAAGCCUGUUGAUGCUGCCACAUCAGCAUAAACUUCCAUCUGGGCGAGAGUGCUAGAAGACCGCUAUCAGGUUGUGAAGCUUAAUCCAAUAAAUAGUUUCGUUAGGUUAACAAUAAACAUUUCUUGCAUUACGUUGCAAGUUUAUGCCCCAUCGUAUGUGUAAUGGAACUUGUUUCGUUCUAUUUAUACUAGUGUCUUUUUAUCUAUAAACCGUUUUUUAGCCAAA